CCCGGUAACUUCCAUCAAUUAUCCUCACCACGAAGGCAGCCCACUCACGCGACCUCCCUCUCUCUCGUUUCCUCUCCCAUCUAACCCGUCGCCACGAGCAUCGCCAGCCAGCGGGAGAGGAACUGGAUCCGCUCUCCCAUGCAGCCACACCAGCUUCGUCGCCUAGAGGGAGGAGAAGAUGGCGGUGGCGGCUUCGAUCUAUAUAUGAUCUGCCUCGAUGCGGGUCUCCUCCAGUGAGCGCCUAUGCGGCGACGGCGACGGCGACAACGAGUGGAGGAGAUGAAGUGGAGGCAACUCGAGGGCCUCCUAGGGGGCCUGGUCCAGUUCUCCCCCGCCGCCUCCUCUGCUCGAUUUGGCCUCCAAAAAAAGGCAGGCGAUGCUCUGAUUCAGCUGUAUACUCAUUUCAUCUCUGAUUUUGAGGUCAAGAUCAAUCUUCUUAAAUCUUCUCACUUCGCGGUAGUAGUUUCACGCCAGUAUUCAGAUAAAGAUGCUGGUAUAAGCUAUCUCGAAGGCGUAAUUUCGAAGCUGCGUGAUACCAAGGAAUCACGGGUUGAAGAGCCCAUUCUGUAUGUGAAGAUGCAGAUUGCAAGUUUUCUUCUUGAGCAAGGGAAUCAAAAGGAGUGUAAGAAACUGGUAGACAAGGGUAAAACCACUUUGGAUAGCAUGGGCGAUGUUGAUCCUUCAGUACAUUCAACCUAUUAUUCGUUAUGUUCUCAGUACCAUAAAGUGUGUCAAGACAAUUCUGAAUUUUAUAAAAAUGCUCUUCUCUAUCUUGCAUACACAACAGUGGAGUCACUUUUAGAACCAUUCAGACAGAACCUGGCAUUUGACCUCUCACUUGCUGCUUUAUUGGGUGACAACAUAUACAACAUCGGGGAGUUGCUUGCCCAUCCAAUUCGAGAUCCACGAGAGCACGAGGCGGUGCAGCAAGAUGGACAAAGACGGUGUGGCAGCGGGGUGGGCAAGAAGAUGAGGGGAUUGAGGAGAGGGUGGAGGCAACGACAGUUUGCAACAAAUAAACAUCUAUCAUUGGUUGCAGAACACGAGGAGCUCAGAGCCGAGGCCUUCGAUGACGCUGUUGACAAUGGAGAUGCACGCUGUUGACAAUGGAGAUGGCAGUGAGCUCGACCUUGUCGAUGUGGCCGACGGAGACGAAGCUGAUGAGGAACUGGAAGACUCCCGUCAGGAUCAUGGCCAGCGUCUCCGCGGCCGGCGCCACCAUCUGCUCUUUCGGUGCACACGCACAGACUACAAGCACACAGCAAGCUAGCCGCUGUUCGUACGUGCCUCGUAUCUUUCGUAGUUCUGUAUGUACAGGUUAAGUUUGGGGUUCAACGUUCCAGUUGCUGCUGAGUGACCCAUGGUUUGAAACUUUGGGUUCAAACUGUAUGUAGAAAAUGGUCUGGAUGGAUUUGGCUUGAAAAUACAUACAGUUUGGGUUGGUUUGGAUUGUAGUUUUUGCAAUUUGGUCUGGUUUGGUUUGAUCGCUGGACCUAUACAUGUAUGGUUUGGCCUGGGUUUAGUUUGGAUUACAAACUAUUACCAGGUUUAGUUGCAGGUUUGAGGACAACUAGCUGCAGGUCAUGUUCCAGAACCCCCCCUUUCAAUCUUCUCUCCCCAUGGACUGAAUAUGAGGAAAAUUGUGCUGACGAUCUUUUCUAUACUGAGCAAUGGUAGUUAUUUUGUUCCUGUGAAGCUCCAGGUUUGGCUGAUUGCUUGGAUGAUGAGUUUCAUAACCCACACAAGAAAUAGGAAAGAAAAGGUAAAGACAAGACACAAUCCAUUUGGUUUGUCAUUUUGAAGGCACAAAUAGAAACAAGAACACCAUAUAUGCUUUGUAAGGUUUUCUCUAAAUUUUGAGGAGCUUUGAAAGUUUGUCAGGGCAGAGAGGAUGGUUCUCAAGUAUGCUACUAUCAUUGAUGUUGUGUGGGAGCGCUAAAGAUUUGUGAAACUGCUAGCCACUAUCUACUUGGCUGCAAUUGUGUUUUAUACAGGACAGGGCUCUGCCGUUUCAGUGGUGCCAAGAUAUACCCGGGGAAUGUAUCAGAUUGGUCCAUUCAUACUCUCGAGUCCUCCUUUUGUCCAACUCAAAGUGCAAGCGCUAUUUCUGCAACCAUCUCAAGCCUGCUAAGCUUAUAUGGACUGCCAUGUGCAGGAAGCAGCAGAAGAACGUAUACGGAUAUUCGUGUUGAGGCUGCAAAGAAGAGGCACCGGACCACCAAGAGUCCAUGUGGUCUCGCUGUUAAUCGCCUCUGGACGCGCCAUUGACGGCCAUAACCAACGUCUAUGCAUAGAAUCCAUGUGCCGUGUUUCCUGUUUCUCCGAGACCUUUUAAUUCUAUCGUAUGAUGUGAGGAAAUAUGCCUCUGCUUUAUCAUCUAUAUCAUCAUUCAUGUAACCUCUAAGAGUCCAGUCUUUGAAUGUGUUGCAUUCGUGCAACUGUCUUAUUGUUUCAGUUAGAAACUUCUCUGAAUGUGUUGCUUU
Messenger RNA from Triticum urartu, 2483 nucleotides. Its product is annotated as 26S proteasome non-ATPase regulatory subunit 13 homolog B. Gene Ontology annotation, biological process: ubiquitin-dependent protein catabolic process. The record is from RefSeq and is a predicted model, not a curated record. NCBI's taxonomy places the organism in Eukaryota, Viridiplantae, Streptophyta, Magnoliopsida, Poales, Poaceae. Gene Ontology annotation, cellular component: proteasome regulatory particle, lid subcomplex; cytosol; nucleus. Gene Ontology annotation, molecular function: structural molecule activity.